GUUGUGAGAUGCCUGCUGCUGCAUGCGCAUGCUGCUGUGCGGAGAGUCGUGAGUCGUGAGUCUGAGUCGUGAGUGUGAUGCUCGGUGCAUUGCGUUGCCGUGGGGUGGUGGUGGGAGUUGAGGCGAGGCGAUGCGAUGCGAUGCGAUGCGAUGCGAUGCGAUGCGCACGGUUUGGCUGUGCCGCCCACGAGUCGUGAGUUGUAUCGAGUAUGGAAGACUUGCAACUUGUAACCAUAGGCAAGUUGAUUACAAUACAGUAUCACACAUCGGCGCAUUCAGCAACAUUCUGGAAUCCCCCCACCUCUACACCUGACUUCAUUCACUCCACCUCCAUCAUCCCCUUCCUCCCCAUUUCACUCUAUUGCCACCAACAACAGCAGCAGCAGCAGCACCCCAGCAUAUUCUCUUCCCGACCAUGCCCAUCCUCAACGUGCACGCAGGAGCUCUUCCUUCCUUUUCCCUCCGACUCAAAUCGGACGAUUCCCUCUCCUCCAUCCGCACACGUUCCGCAAGCAAGAUUCGUCUGCAGUUGGACGAUGGCAUUCCACUCGUCGUCAAGUAUGCCUGGAACGGUCAAACAUUCGCGCUAGAGGAUGAGGACGACUGGGACAUCUUCACCGAGCGUGUAGCCAACCAGAAAGAGGCGGAUCUGUAUCUGGAGUCGCCAGAGAUUCCUUCGCGAGAGGAAGAGGAUGGCGCAUCCAUCGCAUCGGGUGCAGGUGCGGGUACCAAAGUCGCCAAUGUGCCCAUCGUCAAUGACAGCACGCUCGUAGCGCGCACUCCUGGCCGAGGUAAGAGCGGAGGAGGCGGAGGAGGAGCAUCAUCCGUCUCCAUCCAUCGCGUCUCUCCUCAUCAAGUCACCAGCGUGGAGGAAUUCACAGAUGCCGGCGGAGUUUCUGCGGGCGGAAGGGACAGCUUGUUGUACCCUGCAGCCAGGGAACCUGCUCCUUUACCAGGCUACUCCAAACCCGUCGUUCCCGAGUUCCCAGCUUUUGAUCCGUCGGCCAACGAUGCAGCUUCCGUGCGAUCGGGUCGGCAAGAGAGACGAGGCGCAGCUCCUUCGCUAGCACCGAGCGAAACGCCAUCGCACAAGAUCGCCUUUCAAGAGUUUCACAGCAAGUUGGGCGUCAGAUUGUUAAAGGGAAGUUUGGGACCGGUGCAGGAUGUGCCCAUGAUGCUCAAAUCGGGCUACAGGCACGUCUACGUAUCCCGAUCCUUUGCGCUCAAUCACGGAUUCAUUCCCAAAGACACGACGCCGGGAACCUAUGGUUUCAAUGGCAUCACCAACCUGGGCAAGUGGCCCGUCCAGGUCGGAUCCAAAGCUGUCGCUUGCACCGUCAUGCUCGCCGAGGACUCUUACUUUCCAGUCAUUUUGGGCAGAAGCUUCAUGGAAAAGAGGGGUGUCAGGACGGACCCCAUCGAUAUGACUUCGGUCACCUUUAUGGACAAUGGAGAGCGGGCAGAUGUGGAAGUGGUGGUGGUUCGCGACGAAGCUGGAGAGCCUGUUCCCAUUCCCUAAAGGAAGAGAAGGGAGAAAGACCGGCAUAUUAGCGUCAGCACGCGUGUCGAACGCGACGGCAAGGGGAAAGGGG
Ceraceosorus guamensis is the source of this 1592-nucleotide messenger RNA. RefSeq lists its product as hypothetical. The coding region runs from base 416 to 1519 and encodes 367 amino acids. The transcript has 4 exons. The record is from RefSeq and is a predicted model, not a curated record. NCBI's taxonomy places the organism in Eukaryota, Fungi, Basidiomycota, Exobasidiomycetes, Ceraceosorales, Ceraceosoraceae.